Macrosiphum euphorbiae (potato aphid) is the source of this 1047-nucleotide messenger RNA. NCBI's taxonomy places the organism in Eukaryota, Metazoa, Arthropoda, Insecta, Hemiptera, Aphididae. The record is from the annotation of a GenBank genome assembly.
AUGUGCGGAAUCAUUAGAACAGAGGAGAUUUUAAAGAUAGGAAAAAUAUUUACCAUUCGUUGGGUAUCAUCCAGUUAUAGAACAGUUCGCGCUGUAUGGAAUAAUUUUGCUGUCCUACAUAAACAUUUCCUAGAAGCUUCUUUGGAUAAUACAAGAGACACAAAAGAAAGAUCAAAGUAUUCAGGUUUAAAUAAAAUGUUAACGUCCAAUGAGUUUAUACUGAAUCUAGGAAUAUUACUUAAUGCUUUACACGAGUUGUCUGAUUUAUCAUUGCAACUACAAAACCGAGAUUUGGGUUUGGCUUCAGCGCAUACUAUAAUAGAAAGAACAAUUCGUGUUAUUGAUAGUAUGGUUGAAACACAGGGACCAAAACUUAAAGAAGUAAAUUUAGCGUCUCAGGAAAUGAGUUUUAAAGGAGUAAAACUUACAUCUCACAAAAAUGUUCAAAGAAUUAAUUCGUCUCAAUUUUUUAGAAGUCUUUCAAACAAUCUAAAAUCAAGAUUAUUCACUACACAAUCGUCAAAUUCUUCUAAUAAUGUUCCUUCUAAAUUUCAAGAAGAGUAUGACCAAUUAUUGUCGGAUUUAGAUAUUUUUGCUCCUAAAAAUUGGCCUGACAACUUCAAUAUACAAUAUGGUGAUGAUUGUAUACGCCGAUUGUCUAAAAAAUUUAAAGUUGAUGAGAUCACUUCAGUAAGAGGCUUCCGUCAAUUUAAAGACACAAAAGAAGACAAUGUUGAAGAUCUUAAACUACUAACUACUGCAAUUAAGUGUAUAGCGAUUUCAUCUUCAGAAUGUGAGCGUUCAUUCAGCUCAAUGAACGAAAUUGUAUCCCCUAAAAGAAAUUAUUUGGGUUCAGUACACAUUUCAUCGUUAGUAUUUAUAAAUUGUGUUGGUCCACCAAUUGAUAAGAUUAACACAACAAAAUGGAUGGAAUCGUGGGUUAAGAAGGGCAAACGAACAGCAGAGGAACAAAAUUGUCCUAAAAGGAUGAAAAGGACUGAAGAAAAUGAUUCAUACAAAUCAUUGUGGAAUUUAAUUAAAGAAUAA